This is a messenger RNA of Macadamia integrifolia, 2063 nucleotides long. Its product is annotated as amino-acid permease BAT1 homolog. Gene Ontology annotation, molecular function: transmembrane transporter activity. Gene Ontology annotation, biological process: transmembrane transport; amino acid transport. The record is from RefSeq and is a predicted model, not a curated record. Gene Ontology annotation, cellular component: membrane. The coding region runs from base 240 to 1814 and encodes 524 amino acids. NCBI's taxonomy places the organism in Eukaryota, Viridiplantae, Streptophyta, Magnoliopsida, Proteales, Proteaceae. The transcript has 7 exons.
UCCCUUGAGACUUCACACCUCAAUUCCAAGGAAGAGGAAUUUUCAAAAGGAAAUAACAAUUAAGUACACAAAGCUCAGAGCUGUUGACUCUAGCAUUCUGUUGAUUUUCUUCUUCUUACUUCCUUCUCUCCUGUAUUCCCAUCUCUUCCCUGUUGAAGAGGAAAGCAAUUUUUUUUCUGUUUCCUCUUGAGCUGCAACUCCAAGUACUUGGGAUUUGGAAGUGACCCUUGUAUUCUAUCAUGGGAGAAGGUUCACCAGCAGCGUCGAGGGUUGAGAUGGAUUCAGGAGAGAAGCGUCUCAAUGAACUGGGUUACAAGCAAGAACUCAGAAGAGAAAUGACUCUGUUCAAGACACUUGCAAUCUCAUUUUCCACAAUGACCCUUUUCACAGGAAUAACUCCCCUGUAUGGCUCGAGCCUGCUUUAUGCAGGGCCUGCAAGUUUGGUGUGGGGAUGGGUGGUUGUGUCAUUCUUCACUUGGUUCGUUGGUAUUGCUAUGGCUGAAAUCUGCUCCUCUUUUCCUACUACUGGCUCUCUUUACUUCUGGGCUGCUCAUUUAGCUGGCCCCAAAUGGGGUCCAUUUGCUUCAUGGUGUUGUGCUUGGCUGGAGACCAUUGGCCUUGUUGCUGGCAUUGGUACACAGGCUUAUGCAGGGUCACAAACAUUGCAAAGUAUCAUUUUACUUUGUACUGGUACAAACAAAGGUGGAGGGUACCUUGCCCCAAAAUGGUUAUUCUUGUGCAUGUAUAUAGGCCUUACAGUUAUAUGGGCAUUUCUCAACACAUUUGCAUUAGAAGUUAUCGCCUUCAUUGACAUAAUUUCAAUCUGGUGGCAGGUCAUUGGAGGUACUGUCAUAGUUAUAUUGCUUCCCCUGGUUGCACUGACAAGGCAAUCAGCUUCCUACGUAUUCACCCAUUUUGAGGUGGCAUCAGCGUCAACUGGGAUAUCAAGCAAACCAUAUGCAGUAAUUCUUUCUUUCCUUGUCAGUCAGUACUCACUUUAUGGGUAUGAUGCUGCAGCACAUCUAACAGAGGAAACAAGGGGUGCAGACAAGAACGGUCCUAUAGCAAUUCUUUCUAGUAUAGGCAUCAUUACAGUAUUUGGAUGGGCAUACAUUUUGGCCCUUACCUUCAGCAUUCAGGAUCCAAGCUAUUUAUUUGAUGUAAACAAUGAGACUGCGGGGACAUUUGUGCCGGCUCAGAUACUUUAUGAUGCAUUCCAUGGGAGGUAUCAUAAUUCUGCCGGAGCAAUUAUUUUGCUUUUCAUUAUUUGGGGAUCAUUCUUCUUUGGUGGCCUUUCAAUCACUACAAGUGCAGCCAGAGUGGUAUAUGCAUUAUCAAGGGAUGGAGGAGUUCCUUUCUCAUCUAUGUGGCGCAAGGUGCACCCAAAACACAAGGUUCCUUCAAAUGCAGUGUGGUUGUGUGCGGCCAUCUGCAUUCUUCUUGGACUUCCUAUAUUGAAAAUUAAUGUAGUUUUUACUGCUAUAACUUCAAUAUGUACAAUUGGAUGGGUUGGUGGCUAUGCGGUUCCAAUAUUUGCGAGAAUGGUGAUGAAGGAGAGGGACUUUAAAGCAGGACCAUUUUAUUUGGGCAAGGCAAGAAGACCAAUUUGCUUGGUAGCCUUUCUGUGGAUCUGCUAUACCUGUGCUGUCUUCCUACUGCCAACUUUCUACCCAAUCUCAUGGAGUACAUUCAACUAUGCACCUGCUGCAUUGGGUAUUGCUUUAGGCCUCAUAUUUCUCUGGUGGAUUUUGGAUGCAAGAAAAUGGUUUAAGGGGCCUGUUAGGAACAUUGAAGUGCUGAAUGGAAAGGUUUGAGAUACAGAGCGUCUUUAUAUAGCGAUAGGUCUUUUCUUGCUGGGCUAGGCACUAACAUUUUUUGGCUUCGCUGCGGAAGGUAGCAGACAAUUGCUUCCAGGACCGGGGAAGGUCAAACUCUGGGAGGGCUAACAAGCUAAGUUCCUGGACAUGUUUGUCUAUUUAGUUGUCUCUAGGAAUAUUGUGAUCACAAUGUACAUAUAGUAUUGUUCUGCUAUAAUGUAACUCAUAUAGUUCAAUUUUUCCUUA